AGCUUGGACAAUUUUGGGAGCCUCACCCAUGACGGUCGCGCCAGUCAUGGGGGAGAGCAUGGGCUUCGAGCCGCAGCUGACACCGAGAACUGACCGGCACGUCAGGGGAAGAAAAUGCUGGGUGCAUCUCUGGGUUGGAACCUUCAGCAUCCUCUAUGUGGCAGCCUUGGUCAUGACAGCUUUGCAGUGGUCAGACAGAGGGUUGUGCGUCAGAUCCUGGUGGUGCGUUUCCCGGAUGUAUCUUUGUACCUUCAUCGCUGCGCUGAUGUGGGUAUGGUACCUGUGGCGGAGCACCACCAGAGAAGGUGAAGUCCCCUUGGGGCUCCUAGUCAGCAUUUGGUUCACCACGGGCACCUUAAGCGUUGGGAUGUGCUCCCUGUGCAAUUGGGGCAUGGUGCAGUUUUGGGCGUGGUUGGAUCCACUGUGUUACAUUACCUACCCAGCUGAUAACUGGCCAUGGGAGUACACCUCGACGAGGUGUAUCAUGGUCAAUGCAGUGCAGUGGGUUUUGACCGCAGGCAUCAUUGAGGAGACCUUUAAGUUCGUCUCAUUGUUGAGAUUACGACCAACGCCGACGAGAGUUCUCCAGGGCCUCGAACGAUGUCGUUGUGCUUUGCCCUUCGUGCCCAAAGCCUGGUACAUGCGCUUGGCGGAUUCUCCACUUGCGGUGGCCCUUUGUGGUGUGGCUGCGGGUGGAGGUUUGGCGACCACCGAAAAUUUCAUGUACAUCUUCAGCCGAGAAAGCAUCGACAAAGCCUUUCAGGAGGGCGACUUGGAAUCGGCUUACGGUCGAAUUGCAGCUUCUUUUGCGCAUAUGGUUUGGACAGGGUACGCGGCGUGCGGCCUAGCGAAGUGGCAGUUCUUGCCUGAGGGCGAUCCCGCGCGCCCCAGAAGUCGAGUGCAGUACCUACUGCCUCCCAUCUUUUUGCAUGGCCUCUACAACUGGUGCUCAACCUUGCAGCGCUGUGAAGCCUAUGAGGAGGUGUACCAGGGGCAAGUGUACAAGAGUGAUGGUUGCUACCUUCCCCCGACGUGGCGCAUGGUUUUCAAGGCUGCGCACACAGUCGUAAUGCUCUUGAGCUUUUAUUGGUGGCAUGCAGAAUUUUCCGAGAUCGCUGGUGAUGAGGAGGACAUGGAUGAAACCAUCGCCGCGCAGGCGUGAUGUGUCACCUCACCAAGCUUCCCGUCAGUGAGCUGGCUUUGCGACUGACUGGGAGCAGACCCACCUGACGGAAACACCGCAAUGGGUGGAUGCAGAAAAAGUGAGAGCCAGGGCCGGUUGGAAGACCU
Messenger RNA from Cladocopium goreaui, 1290 nucleotides. The record is from the annotation of a GenBank genome assembly. Lineage: Eukaryota; Dinophyceae; Suessiales; Symbiodiniaceae.